AGAGACUGAGCGGAAAUACUACAAGAGAUGACCAGAGACUACGGACAUAGUACAGGAGAUGACCAGAGACUGCGGACAUAGUAAAGGAGAUGACCAGAGACUGCGGACAUAGUACAGGAGAUGACCAGAGACUGCGGACAUAGUACAGGAGAUGACCAGAGACUGCGGACAGUACAGGAGAUGACCAGAGACUGCGGACGUAGUACAGGAGAUGACCAGAGACUGCAGGCAGGAGAUGACCAGAGACUGCGGACACAGUAC
Messenger RNA from Staurois parvus, 261 nucleotides. The record is from the annotation of a GenBank genome assembly. NCBI's taxonomy places the organism in Eukaryota, Metazoa, Chordata, Amphibia, Anura, Ranidae.